This is a messenger RNA of Coregonus sp. 'balchen', 4620 nucleotides long. Lineage: Eukaryota; Metazoa; Chordata; Actinopteri; Salmoniformes; Salmonidae. The record is from the annotation of a GenBank genome assembly.
AUGCCUAUUGAAGAGGUCACCAUAUUUUGGCGAUACAAGGAUGACCGUAAUGUCUACAAUAUUGUCAGUGGAAAAGCAGACUUGACAGACGAAGACUGUCAGUUCAGAGACAGAACCAGGAUGUUCCCUGAGGAAUGGGCAAACGGCAACUUCUCUCUCCUACUGACUGAUCUCAAGGACAUCGAUAGUGGGAGUUAUUCAUGUUUCAUACCAACAAUGAACAUUCUUCGUCAAGUGGAAUUUUCUGUUCAAGGUUUGCGUUACAACCAAGUUUAACAUACAAUUAAUUGAGAAUGGUCAUGAUUCAGCCUUAGCUUAUCUAUACAGUAUUGGACUUUCCAUUAACAGUUUUAAGAAGUUGAUGAAACAGUAUGAUAACUCUAAGAAAAAUGCAUUGUUAUUUCUUGAACUGCGUUGUUGGUUAAGGGCUUGUAAGUAAACAUUUCACGGUAACAUCUACACCUGUUGUAUUCGGCGCAUGUGACAAAGAGAAUUUGGUUUGAUUUGAUUUGAAAUGUCCCUCUUUAUUUUACAGAGAAACCAACUCCUGAGCCUAAAGUUGAUCACAGGAGCAGCAGCAUGAGUAUCAGAGAGCUGAACCAGAGCCUCUUCCUGUUUCUCCUCCUCAGUCCAACUCUCCACUUCCUUUGACUUACAGCACAGAAAUUGGUCUUUGUGCCACUUAUGAGACUGUUGACAAGUUCUGAGUGUUCAAACUGCUGAAAUACUAAUUAUUUUUGGAAUGUAUGUAAUAAGAUGAGUUAUUAAUAUUGCACUACCAAAUCACAGAAGUUUUGUUGAGAACUUGAGAUUGAACAUUUGCUGCACAGUAAAAAUAUUAUUUCAGUCAGCCUUUCAAUUAGAAAGUAUUUGACUUUAACACCACAGUGUUAUGAAAGGGAACAUAUUCACUUCCUCAAUGCUCUUUAUUGAAGAGUGUUUCUUUUAGCUUUUUGCAAACUAUGGUUUGAUCAUGUGAUUCCACAGUGUGUUCAGACAGAUGUCUGUGUUAGGAGGAAGUCAGUUCAGACUCAGAUUAAUCACAGCUCUGAAGAUGUCGAGGAUUGUUGCCUGUCUGUUCUGUAAGACCAUUUAUUUUUCUUAUCUUAUUUAUUUUACAUUCAUUUUACAAUAAAUGAAGUGUCUUAUGGAUUCUUCUGUUCAUAGGUGUCUUAAAACUGUGUGUUGGAGCUGAGGCUUUGACAGAGACACUGGUAGAACUUGGACACAAUGCAACUCUGAACUGUUCUCUUAAUGGAACUAAUGUACACUGGUACAUACAGCACCAACUACAGCCUCCACUGGCCAUACUCCGCUCUUUCACUAGUAGUAGUCCUGCUGCUUUUUAUUACAAUCAUAAUUUUAGACAGAAAUAUUCAUUAGAAACAGGAAAUAGAUUGUUAAUACAGAAUGUAACAGUAGAUGAGAAUGGAGUGUACUACUGUGCAAAGAAAGAAAACGAUAGUCUCCUAUUCAGCAACGGCACCAGAUUCAUGACCACUGGUAAGUGUACAUUUCAUUCAAUGAUCAACAUAAUAUAUUUUGUCUAAAAUAUAUUUUUGCAGCGAGGUGCAAGACCACUAUUGAAAUGUUACAUCCACUUUGAGUAACAUAUACAGUGGCUUGCGAAAGUAUUCACCCCCUUGGCAUUUUUCCUAUUUUGUUGCCUUACAACCUGGAAUGAAAGUGGAUUUGGGGGGGGUUGUAUAAUUUCAUUUACACAACAUUCCUACAACGUUGAAGAUGCAAAUAUUUUUUUAUUGUGAAACAAACAAGAUGUAAGACAUAAAAACAGAACUUGAGCGUGCUAAAUGACAAAAAUGUAAAUGUGCAUAACUAUUCGUUGUAGAGCCACCUUUUGCAUCAAUUACAGCUGCAAGUCUUUUGGGGUAUGUCUCUAUAAGCUUGGCAUAUCUAGCCACUGGGAUUUUUGCCCAUUCGCCAAGGCAAAACUGCUCCAGCUCCUUCAAGUUGGAUGGGUUCCGCUGGUGUACAGCAAUCUUUAAUUCAUACCACAGAUUCUCAAUUGGAUUGAGGUCUGGGCUUUGACUAGGCCAUUCCAAGACAUAUAAAUGUUUCCCCUUAAACCACUCGAGUGUUGCUUUAGCAGUAUGCUUAGGGUCAUUGUCCUGCUGGAAGGUGAACCUCCGUCCCAGUCUCAAAUCUCUGGAAGACUGAAACAGGUUUCCCUAAAGAAUUUCCCUAUAUUUUGCGCCAUCCAUCAUUCCUUCGAUUCUGACCAGUUUCCCAGUCCCUGCCGAUGAAAAACAUCCCCACAGCAUGAUGCUGCCACCACCAUGCUUCACUGUGGGGAUGGUGUUCUCGGGGUGAUGAAAGGUGUUGGAUUUGUGCCAGACAUAGCGUUUUCCUUGAUGGCCAAAAAGCUCAAUUUUAGUCUCAUCUGACCAGAGUACCUUCUUCCAUAUGUUUGGGGAGUCUCCCAAAUGCCUUUUGGUGAACACCAAACGUGUUUGCUUAUUUAUUUUUUAAGCAAUGUUUAUUUUUUCGGGCAACUCUUCUGUAAAGCCCAGCUCUGUGGAGUGUACGGCUUAAAGUGGUCCUAUGGACAGAUACUCCAUUCUCUGCUGUGGAGCUUUGCAGCUCCUUCAGGGUUAUCUUUGGUCUCUUCGUUGCCUCUGAUUAAUGCCCUCCUUGCCAGGUCCAUGAGUUUUGGUGGGCGGCCCUCUCUUGGCAGGUUUGUUGUGGUGCCAUAUUCUUUCAAUUUGUUUUAUUUAAUGGUGCUCUGUGGGAUGUUCAAAGUUUCAGAUAUUUUUUUCUUCAUGGUGCCGCUUGCUUGAUGGUGCCCCUUGCUUAGUGGUGUUGCAUACUCUGGGGCCUUUCAGAACAGGUGUAUAUAUUUACUGAGAUCAUGUGACAGAUCAUGUGACACUUAGAUUGCACACAGGUGGACUUUAUUUAACUAAUUAUGUCACUUCUGAAGGUAAUUGGUUACACCAGAUCUUAUUUAGGGGCUUCAUAGCAAAGGGAGUGAAUACAUAUGCACGCACCACUUUUCCAUUAUUUAUUUUUUAGAAUUCUUUGGAAUAAGUGAUUUUUUUCAUUUCACUUCACCAAUUUGGACUAUUUUGUGUAUGUCCGUUACAUGAAAUCCAAAUAAAAAUCCAUUUAAAUUACAGGUUGUAAUGCAACAAAAUAGGAAAAACGCCAAGGGGGAUAAAUACUUUAGCAAGGCACUGUAACUCAAAGUGGAUGUAGGCUAUACAUAUUUACCAUAACCCUGUUGGACUUGAAUCAAUCAAUGAAACAACAAACACAAGUUUUAAGUUUUGUAAGUGAUUGUGUUUGUAAUUUUUCAACUGAUUUAAUAGUGACUUUAAUAGCAUAUUGUGCAAAUGUACGCUAUCAUAUUUUGUGACCAUUUUUGACAAUUUCAUUUGAUCCUGAAGCCUCAGAGCAACCCAGAAACUUCAACGCAACGUGGCUAAAAGGUCUUCUCAUUGGAUCCGGGGUCUUGAAUGCAGUUCUCAUUUUAUUGGCGUCAGGUGUGUUUUACACUCUUAAAAUAGGGUUUGUUAGUAACUAGUAACAACUGGGUGGUACUGUGUGGUUCAGUUGGUAGAGCAUGGCACUUGCAUCCCCAGGGUUGUGGGUUUGAUUCCCGGUGCCACCCAUACGUAAAAUGUAUUCACUCAUGACUGUAAGUCGCUUUGGUUAAAAGUGUCUGCUAAAUGGCAUAUUAUUAUAUUUUUUAUCUUACUAAAACUUUUCUUUAGACUGGGUACCAGGCUAACCUUUCCUGCCUUUACAUGCUAUGUCAGGACUAUCUUUUCCUGUACUUUUGUCUGCAUGCAGACCCAAAACCCACUGCAAUAUGUAAGAUGUUACUCAGUGAUGUGUGAUCACAAUAGUCUAUACUAAUUCCAUCUAUAUGGGUAAUCUUAACCAUUUUAGUGCUGUGGAAGAGAGCUGCUUGCCAGAAGAAUCCUGACUCUCCUCCAACCACUGAACCUCCUGAAAGGGCAGACGGGCCAGAGGUCAGUAUCUGUAGUGGGAAGAUGGAUGUACAGUACCAGUCAAAAGUUUGGACACACCUACUCGUUCAAGGGUUUUUCUUUAUUUUUUUUACUGUUUUCUACAUUGUAGAAUAAUAGUGAAGACAUCAAAACUAUGAAAUAACACAUAUGGAAUCAUUUGAGAUUCUUCAAAGUAGCCACCCUUUGCCUUGAUGACAUUUUAUCUAUAAUUUAUCAUCUUAUCUUCACAUGACAAGGAUUAAAAAGGAUUUGCCAGUAGAUUGUCGACUUGAUUCAUGAUGAUGACUCAUAGCUAAGAUUUUGAAAGUAUGAUGUUGACAUGAUCAGUCCAAUCAAAGCUACUGUUUUUUCAUAGUUUUGAUGUCUUCACUAUUAUUCUACAAUGUAUAAAAUAGUACAAAUAAAGGAAAACCCUUGAAUGAGUAGGUGUGUCCAAACUUUUGACUGGUACUGUACAUACAGUAUAUGAAUAUUAUACCAUGUCUAUCUUUAUGAGGGAUGUUUUCACUCAUAUCCACAUUGUUUUUCAGUAUUGCGUGAUACAGUUGGUACCCCCACUGGGAGGACCAAGGCCAGACCGCAUAGCCUCAACUAUUUACUCCAGAGUCCAGUUUCCAAAUCCUGA